This is a messenger RNA of Corylus avellana, 4741 nucleotides long. It is a transcript of the gene PKDM7D, whose product is annotated as Transcription factor jumonji (jmj) family protein / zinc finger (C5HC2 type) family protein. NCBI's taxonomy places the organism in Eukaryota, Viridiplantae, Streptophyta, Magnoliopsida, Fagales, Betulaceae. Gene Ontology annotation, cellular component: chromatin; nucleus. Gene Ontology annotation, biological process: regulation of gene expression; chromatin remodeling. Gene Ontology annotation, molecular function: histone H3K4me/H3K4me2/H3K4me3 demethylase activity. The record is from RefSeq and is a predicted model, not a curated record.
ACAUGUUUUAUUGUUUUUGGUUAAUGUGAUUUUUUUCUUUUCUUUUUAUUUUGUUGGCUUCACAAAUAUUUUCCAAUUUUUCUUCCAGAUAUGCCCUUAUCCAAUCUCGUUGUGAAUUAGGCUUUUGUGGUUAUAUAAUCUGAUACAACCUGGUAUGUGUAAUUCUAGGGUUUCUGGGUGGAAUUUUUGAUUUCAUAGUCAGAGUUUUGAGAAGUGGGUCUUGUUUGUCAUUUGCGGAUUUGUGGGUACCCUUGGACACCAAUUCUUUCUUCUGUAGCGUGAUCGUUUUGCUUCUUUUUUUUUUUUUUCAAUCCUCUCGGUUAGGGUUAGGGCUAGGGUUAGAUCUGCAGCAUCAAAUUGAUUUUUGUGCCCCUUGUUUUUUGUUAUAAUUUUUAAAAAUUUAAAUUAGGGGUUUUCAAGUUUAUAUUCAUCUUCUGGUGAUAAUUACGUCUUUGAACGAUUUUUUUUGUGAUUAAUUUGUUGGUUUCUUAAAAAUCUGGAUGAAGAUAAUGGAGUUUUGAGCUGCUUUUAGUUCUUUGGGAAUUCCAGACUCUUGGAUCAAGAACGUAUUAAAUUUUCUUAGCUAUUCCUGAAGAUAGCUGGGAUUUGGAUUAGUUUCUCUAGAGUUGGGCUGUUGCAAGAUCCUGUGGGAGGUCGACAGACACAAUCCUGCACUUGUCACUUCAUAACUACAUUUAGUCAUAAGCAUAAGAUAGAGAAUUAUGUUGGACCUGUAAAUUAGACUGAUUCCUUUCCUCAUAAAGUGAACAAUUUGGAAUCAGUAUUGUCCAUUGGCCUUGUUGCUCGGUCCUUAUGGGGACAGAGCUUAUGAGAACUUGCAUUAAAGAUGAGAAUGACGAAUUUCCAUCAGUUCCACCGGGUUUUGAAUCAAUUACUUCUUUCACCUUAAUGAGGUUACAAGAUAGUGAGAAACAAGAUAGGGAAAACACAGUUAGUUGUUCGGCCUCUACAAAUGCUUCUGAAUCAAAUUCUGUUCAGAUGGAAACUGAAGCUGAUUUCAGUGAUACUGCAAAGGCUAAAAGGUGUCUCCGCCGUAGACGUUCAGUAAACUAUGGACGAUAUGACAACAGUUCAGGGGAUGACUCUGAUGCUGAGCGGCUUGAUCAAAAUUUUUCUUCAAGGCCUUGUCUUCCUAAGGGGGUUAUCCGUGGAUGUCCAGAGUGUAGUAACUGCCAAAAGGUUGCUGCAAGAUGGCGUCCAGAAGAUGCUUCCCGACCAGAAGUUGAGGAUGCUCCCAUCUUCUAUCCAACUGAAGAGGAGUUUGAGGAUACUUUGACUUAUAUAGCUAGCAUUCGCACAAGAGCUGAACCAUAUGGAAUCUGUCGCAUUGUUCCUCCCUCUUCCUGGAGACCUCCUUGUCCUCUUAAGGAGAAAAAUAUAUGGCAAAGUGCCAAAUUUGCUACUCGUGUCCAGAGGAUUGAUAAGCUUCAGAAUCGAGAUUCAAUGAGAAAGAGGUUGAAGGUUCAUAAUAAUAUGAAGAGAAAAAGGAGAAGAUGCACACGGAUGGGGGUAGAUUGUGCGACUGGUAGUGGAGGACCCGGUGAUGCUGGAUUUUAUGAGGCUGAGACUUUCGGGUUUGAACCUGGUCCAGAUUUCUCUCUGGAGACUUUUAAGAAAUAUGCAGAUGACUUCAAGGCCCAAUAUUUCAGCAAGAUUGAAAGUGUCACUAAUAUUGGGGGUAAUAUUGCUAUGCUUAAAGAGCAGUGGGAGCCAUCCAUCGAGGAUAUUGAGGGUGAAUAUUGGCGGAUGGUAGAGAAACCUUCUGAAGAAAUUGAGGUGCUGUAUGGGGCUGAUCUGGAAACUGGGGUUUUUGGCAGCGGUUUUCCCAAAAUGUCCAGUCAAGUUUGUUCUGCUUCGAAUGAAAAGUAUAUAAAAUCAGGCUGGAACUUGAAUAACUUUCCUAGGCUUCCUGGAUCUGUUCUUUCUUAUGAAAGCAGUGACAUAUCUGGUGUUCUGGUGCCAUGGUUAUAUAUAGGGAUGUGCUUUUCUUCCUUUUGUUGGCAUGUUGAGGAUCACCACUUGUACUCAUUGAAUUACUUGCACUGGGGUGAUCCGAAGAUCUGGUAUGGUGCCCCUGGUAGGGAUGCGUGUAAAUUGGAGGAGGCUAUGAGAAAACAUUUGCCUGACCUUUUUGAAGAACAACCUGACUUACUUCAUAAGCUGGUUACACAGCUUUCCCCUUCCAUACUGAAAUCUGAAGGGGUACCUGUAUAUAAGUGUAUUCAGCAUACUGGGGAGUUUGUUCUGACCUUCCCUCGAGCAUAUCAUUCAGGGUUUAACUGUGGCUUCAAUUGUGCUGAGGCAGUUAAUGUAGCUCCAGUUGAUUGGCUUCCCCAUGGGCAGACUGCUAUAAAGCUAUACAGUGAGCAGAGAAGAAAGACUUCAAUUUCCCAUGAUAAACUGCUACUCGGGGCAGCAAGGGAAGCGGUUAGAGCACAAUGGGAACUAAAUCUACUGAAGAAAAAUACUUUGGAGAACCUGAGGUGGAAACAUGUCUGUGGAAAGGAUGGGAUUUUAUCCAAAUCACUUAAGGCACGCAUUGACAUGGAAUGUGUGAGGAGGGAAUGUCUUUCCAGUUCUUCACAGACAAAAAAGAUGGAGAGCAAUUUUGAUGACACCUGUGAGAGGGAAUGCAGUAUAUGCCUUUUUGAUUUGCACCUCUCUGCAGCAGGUUGUCAUUGUUCCCCAGAUAAAUAUGCAUGCUUGAAUCAUGCAAAGCAGUUCUGUACAUGUGCUUGGGGUUCCAAAUAUUUUCUUUUUCGCUACGAUGCCCAUGAGUUAAAUAUCCUUGUUGAGGCAUUGGAAGGUAAAUUAAGUGCUGUAUACAGAUGGGCAAGACUAGAUCUUGGACUAGCCCUGAGUUCUUAUGUGUCCCAGGAGAAAAUGCUGCCAGGUGGUACAGAGACCGUGAGGAGCUCAACUGGGACCGAUGAUGAGAUUUCUCAACUGAAAAUGAAGAUGUCAGAAGCUCAAUCAGUCUUGAAGGAUAGAAAGACGUCAUCAAUAUUUCAUAGUUCUCAUGAAAUUGAGAUGGCCAACCAUAACUCUCGGGUAAAGAAAGAAGAAUCCAUUAUUUUUCCUUCCAAUUUAAGAAAUCCUGUUUGCCAGUUGUCUCUAGAAGACACGUCAUAUGCUGUAACUCUUCUGGCUGCUGAGGAAUUGGGAGUGAAGAAUCCUUCAGUCUUGAAACAAGAUAAUGUUAUCCUUCUCAGCGAUGAUGAAGGUGAUGAAACUGAGAAGUCUGUUUCAGAAAUAGAAAGGGAAACUUCUUUGGAGAAGCAUUUAGAAAUUUCUGGGAGACUGGCAGGUUCUGAUUAUAAAGAAAGCUUAUGUAAUUAUAAUAAUGAACCAAUCGCGACUGCCCCUGCUAUGGACGCAUCAGUGAUGGACCAAAAAAAGGAUGCCAGUUCAGCAUAUGGAGAAAGGAAUAAUUGUUCACCUCAUUCUAUGCAAAUUAAAGAUGGAGAUAAAGGAAGUUGUGAACCCCUUCUAGGAUCUAAUCCACCAAACUUGUCUUGCCAUGUAGAUUCUUCCAUUUUAGAAUUAGGAAGAAAAGCUCAAGACUCAACUACAAGAGAGAUCAGUGAACAUGAUAUGGCAAAUUCUGGUAGUUACCCUCAAAAUCCACAGCCCUCUGGUGGUGGAUCGCCUAACAAUGAGAAUAAGCCUGAAAAGAUGGGAAUGAAUGCAACUUCAAAUUUAGUGGAUAAUAUAAGACCUAUUACAGGAAACCCAUCUUGUACCUCAAACAAUUUGGACAGAUAUUUCCGCCAAAAGGGUCCUCGCAUUGCCAAGGUAGUGCGGAGGAUCAACUGCAAUGUUGAACCUCUAGAAUUUGGAGUCGUGCUUUCUGGAAAGUCAUGGUGUAACAGCCAGGCCAUUUUUCCAAAAGGAUUUAGGAGCCGGGUUAGGUACAUAAAUGUUUUGGAUCCAACAAAUAUGUGUUAUUAUGUUUCAGAAAUUCUUGAUGCAGGACGGGAUGGGCCUUUGUUCAUGGUUUCCUUGGAGCAGUGCCCUAGAGAGGUGUUUAUUCACAUCUAUGCUGCUAGAUGCUGGGAAAUGGUGAGAGAGAGAGUAAAUCAAGAGAUCGCAAAGCAACAUAAAUUAGGAAGAACAAACCUUCCUCCUUUACAGCCUCCUGGUAGUCUUGAUGGCUUUGAAAUGUUUGGAUUUUCUUCACCAGAAAUAGUGCAGGCCAUAGAAGCAAUGGAUCGUAGUCGAGUCUGUACUGAGUACUGGGACUCUCGACCCUACUCCCGGCCUCAAGUGCAAAUUCCACAAACUUCUCAACUCAAAGACAGUGGCAGAAACUCCCAUUUGAUGUCCGAGGAAGGAAAUGAUAAAGGGACCCCCGGAAAUCAUCUCUUGCCCAUUACGGUCGAAUCAACAAUGCUCAGGGGCCUAUUCAAAAAGGCGAACCAAGAAGAAUUGAACUCACUACAUAGCAUUUUAAGUUAUAAUAGGCAGACAGCCGACCAAGGAUUAGUGUCUCAGCUUCUUAGUGAAGAGAUUAACAGUCGCCCUAGAUGAUUCAUUAUUUGGUCUCAUGAGGAGCAUCUGAGACCAAACAUCCUAGGGCAGUUUUUUGACUUUGUAAAUACUCAGUUCCUGCUUCAGGUUGCACGUACUUUGUACUCAACCUGGCCAUUCAUUAACCAAGCUUAACAUGACAAAAAGAAAAGGAAAAUAAGAAAAAGAAACAAACGGCUUAUAUUUAACA